AGGUCCAAGGUUGUGCAGUAUCAGAGUUCAGAGAUUGAGACUGAGCCUAGCCCUCCUCCCCCACAGUCUAGCUCCCUGUCACAGAGCCGAGAAGAUUUCUGUCACAGGAUUCUAUGUCAGCCAAGGUGGUGUCCUCUUCACUCACCACCAACAAUCUCACUCUAUUAUAAACACAUACAGUACGCAAUCAAUGUUUGGAAAUGCUCCAGUCAAAUGCACUCUUACUGAUAGAGGUCUGUAUCUGUUGUUCAUGAAUGAAGAAGUGUCUCCUGAGCCCGCCACAUCCUACAGCCCUUUUCAGAUGCAGAGGUUC
Molecule: messenger RNA, 313 nt
Organism: Coregonus sp. 'balchen'
Lineage: Eukaryota; Metazoa; Chordata; Actinopteri; Salmoniformes; Salmonidae
Source: the annotation of a GenBank genome assembly